CGAUUUUGGCUUUGUUUGGGUUAGGUUAUUGAUUGAUUGAACGUCUUACAGACAAAUUCUAAUCAGAAAAGAAGAAAAGUUGUCAUAUUUUUUUUCACUGAGUUCAAUUAUUAUCAUCUUUGUCAAUUUCUUGUCUCUGAUUAUUUUCACCACUGUGUGCUGUUUUGUUUUUGAUUGGAAAAAUUAUUUGAAAUUUUCUUGAGAAAAUCGAAAAUGUCAUCGUUGUUGUCGUCGUCGUCGUUGAUGAUGAAGAUGGAUUCGAAUCGAAUCAUUUUAUUGAAAUUAUUUAUAUCCGGUUUGUCAUCCUAUAUUUUCGCCAUUAUUUAUCAAUUAUGUUUGGCAAAUAACAAAUCAAUACUUUUGAAACAUUUUUUCAAUAUAUCAAUUGGAUUAUCGAUUUGUUUAUUCAAUUUUGGUAUCGAUACUAUUCAUUCGUUGAUAACAUGUUUAACAAUUUAUUGUUCGAUUCGUUUACUUGGUCCGACGCGUUUGAUGGUUAUUUUAAAUUUUGUUUUUUGUAUGUCAUAUUUAUUAUAUGGAUAUUAUGAUAAAUAUCUAAACAAUUUACAUGAUGUUUUAACAUGGACAAUGCCACAAUGUGUAUUAACAUUGUCAUUAAUUGCCUUAUCAUUUGAUAUUUAUGAUGGUCAACAGAAUUUGAAAUCGAAACAAAAUCCUAACCGUAAUAAUGAUAAAAAAAAUAUCAUCACCAAUGAAGAUACAGCCAUCGAACGUAUACCAACAUUUAUUGAAAUUCUAUCGAAAUGUUAUUUUCCACCAAUAUUUUUAAUUGGUCCACAAAUUAAAUUCAAAGAUUAUAUCAUAUUUAUUGAAUCCAACGAAUCCAUUUUGAAAUCAUGCUGGAAACCAUCCAUUUUGCGUUUUUUAUCCGGUAUUAUUUAUCUUUCAAUUUAUCAAAUCGGCAGUAUAUAUUGGCCAACCAGAUAUUUAUUAUCCGAUGAUUUUAAAUCCUAUGGGUUAUUUGCAAAAUUGACCAUAAUAGCCAUAACCAAUAAGAUAACAUUAUGUAAAUAUAUAUCCGGUUGGUUAAUAUCUGAAGGUGCAUGUAUAAUGUAUGGUAUAGCACGGAAUCCAUUGAAUCCCCAUCAACAUGAUCGUUGUAGUAAUGUAUCAAUAUUUCAUUUCGAAACAACGGCUACAUUCCGUGGCAUUAUCGAAUCCUUCAAUAUAACAACCAAUCAAUUUGCAAUGAAAUAUAUUUUUAAGCGUUUAAAAUUUUUGGGUUCGAAAAUGUUAAGCCAGUUAAUGACAUUAUUUUUCCUAGCAUUAUGGCAUGGUUUUUCAAUCGGCUAUUAUAAUACAUUUGCAUUGGAAUUUCUUAUCGUCAAAAUGGAAACAGAUAUUGCCAAUAAAGUGAUUGAAUAUCGUACUGGUAAUAAUGGAUUUAAUCAAUUAUUAAAUAACAUAUCGAUUCGUUGGUUGCUAUAUUUACUGAUGCGUAUACAUGUCAUCUAUAUGCUUAGCUAUUCAUUAAUAUCAUUUACAAUACUAGAUUUUUUCAAAUGGACAUCAACAUUGUCAGAAAUUUAUUAUCUUGGUCAUAUCAUUUAUUUUGGUUGGUUCAUUCUAUCCAUUCCAUUCAAUCUGUUAUCUUCUUCCAAUUCAUCACACAAAAUUUCUAAUCAACAGAAAAAUAAAUAA
This is a messenger RNA of Dermatophagoides pteronyssinus (European house dust mite), 1662 nucleotides long. RefSeq names its product lysophospholipid acyltransferase 5-like. Gene Ontology annotation, cellular component: membrane. The record is from RefSeq and is a predicted model, not a curated record. Gene Ontology annotation, molecular function: 1-acylglycerophosphocholine O-acyltransferase activity; lysophospholipid acyltransferase activity. Lineage: Eukaryota; Metazoa; Arthropoda; Arachnida; Sarcoptiformes; Pyroglyphidae. Gene Ontology annotation, biological process: lipid modification; phosphatidylcholine biosynthetic process.